This is a messenger RNA of Rana temporaria (common frog), 927 nucleotides long. It is a transcript of the gene SNRPA1, whose product is annotated as small nuclear ribonucleoprotein polypeptide A'. The transcript has 9 exons. The record is from RefSeq and is a predicted model, not a curated record. Gene Ontology annotation, molecular function: protein binding; U2 snRNA binding. Bases 122 to 901 code for a protein of 259 amino acids. Gene Ontology annotation, cellular component: U2 snRNP. Gene Ontology annotation, biological process: mRNA splicing, via spliceosome. NCBI's taxonomy places the organism in Eukaryota, Metazoa, Chordata, Amphibia, Anura, Ranidae.
CGCAGGGCGCUGAUUGGCUAGGAGGGAUAGCGGCGGAAGUGACGUGGUAAAGCCUGGCCGCGCUGUUGCUUGCUCUGAGAAGCGACUGGUUGAGUUGAGGCCUCGUGUUUGGUUUGGCGCCAUGGUGAAGUUGACGGCGGAUCUGAUCGAGCAGGCGGCUCAGUACACGAAUGCCGUGCGGGACCGGGAGCUGGACCUGCGGGGGUACAAAAUCCCAGUUAUUGAGAACCUUGGGGCCACACUGGACCAGUUUGAUACAAUCGAUUUUUCAGACAAUGAGAUAAGGAAGGUGGAUGGAUUUCCUUUACUAAAGAGGCUUAAGACUUUAUUAUUAAACAACAACCGGAUAUGUCGUAUCGGAGAAGGUCUUGAGCAGAUGUUGCCUAAUUUAAAAGAACUGAUUCUCACCAACAACAGUAUCAUGGAACUGGGUGACUUGGACAAUUUAGCUACCUUUAAAAACCUCACCUAUCUCAGUCUGAUAAGGAAUCCAGUGAUUAACAAGCGACAUUACAGACUGUAUGUGGUCUUCAGACUUCCACAAAUCCGUGUGUUGGAUUUCCAGAAAAUCAGACAAAAGGAGCGAGAGGAGGCAGCGAGUAUGUUCAAGGGCAAGCUGGGUGCAGAGCUUGCAAAGGAUAUUGCCAAGCGAUCAAAAACAUUCACACCGGGUGCAGGAUUAGCAGAGAAGAAGAAAGCUGGACCUUCUCCCGCGGAUGUAGAAGCUAUUAAGAAUGCCAUUGCCAAUGCUACCACCCUGGCAGAAGUAGAGAGACUCAAAGGCCUGUUGCAGUCUGGACAGAUUCCUGGCAAGGACCGUACACCUGGAAACGAGAUCUUCAUUUCAGAGGAAGCGGAUGAUGAAGAGAUGGAGGAAGAGAUGGUUGCUAACGGGUCCUAAACUGUUUUAUUGCUUUUUUUUUUUUU